Manis pentadactyla (Chinese pangolin) is the source of this 7166-nucleotide messenger RNA. RefSeq names its product solute carrier family 30 member 10 (gene SLC30A10). The transcript is spliced from 4 exons. Gene Ontology annotation, biological process: intracellular zinc ion homeostasis; detoxification of zinc ion; manganese ion transport. Lineage: Eukaryota; Metazoa; Chordata; Mammalia; Pholidota; Manidae. Gene Ontology annotation, molecular function: zinc ion transmembrane transporter activity. Bases 3811 to 5058 code for a protein of 415 amino acids. The record is from RefSeq and is a predicted model, not a curated record. Gene Ontology annotation, cellular component: membrane.
UCCCUCUCAUUCCCUCAUUCGCUCUCCUGGACAAUUAUUUCAUACCUUUUAUCCUUGUAUUUUCAGUACUUCCUUUCUGACCUUCAGCUGAUCAUCUUUAUUUCUAUUUCUCUAAACACAUAGACACAGUAAGAACAGAUCCACCACAGCCCCCCACCACACACCACACCUCACCUACUCGUGAGCCCUUAUACCCCCUCUCCCAUCUGGGACGGACUGUCCCUGUCAAGGUCACCCCUCCGCUUGUCCUCUGCUGCCUGCGCUCUGGCAGUUCUCCCCUGUGUCUCACCCAAUUUUCUUUCUCUGCUGGGAUUCCCAUCUGCUUACAAACAUGCGGUUACCUUCCCCAACCUAAGUUACCCUUUCUGGACCCCGUAUCCUUUUUGUCUAAAGGAAAACUCAGAAGGAUUGUGUGACUUGCCAUCUCUUUUGAACCCACUUCUUUCUUGCACUCUUGUUGUGGCCACCAGGGGCCUCCAUAACUUUAGGUCCAGUUGUCACGUGUGGUCCUCAUUUUGCUUGGCCCCUGGGAUCUGACCCAGCGGGUGCUCUGUCCUCUUUGAAGUGCAUUCUUCUGGCCAUCAGAAUACUGUACUUUACCUUUUGUCUCUCUGGUUUUUCCCUUCUCAUCCCUUUGUAUUUUCUCCUCUUUUCUAUUUUCUUUCAUUUCCUUGGUGACCUCAUGCAGUAUUAUGGCUUUUAAUACUGUAUGUUGUCAACUCUCAACUUCAUAUACCCCUAGUCCAUCUUCCAGACUCUUAUUCAACUGUCUCCUUAGCAUUUCAACUUGGAUGUCUAAUUGAUCUGUCACACUUCACAACCCCCUCACCCCAUGCUUCCCUGGCUCCUGCAGCUGCCAUAUUUGUCUUACCUUCAUCUCAGUUGCAGUGUCAUUUGUCCUGGCCAAAACCUUAUGUCACCCUGACCGUUCUCUUUCUCUCAUACCUCACAUCCAAUUGCUCUGCAAAUUCUGUUGACUUGAACUUCAAAAUAUAUACUAGAUGUACUCAUGGGUGUAUGACCUGUGCUGUCUCACAGGGUCCUGUGCUUUUCUGUUGCUGUCUUGAAAUUCUUAACAAUGAAAAUAAAUUAAUAGUAAUAAAGUAGCAUAGAAUUGAUCAUCCUAACCAUUUUUAAGAGUACACUUCUGUUUUAAGUAUAUUUACAUUGCUGGGCAACCAGCCACCAUGACUUUUUCAUCUUAAAACAUUGAAACUAUACACACUAAACAACGGCUCCCUCCUGUCCCCUUCCCCUCUGACCCUAAUACACUGACUUUGACUAAAACUCGGCAAUUUAAAUGUAGCUUGAAUGAUUUCCUUAGUAUCUUGUAAAUAAUCUCCAGUUCAGUUGAUGUUCCAACAAUGAGACUUCUACUAUAACCAGACUGUGAAAAUUACUGUACUAAGACAUCUGUUUCUUCCAUUCAUGCAACAAAUACUAAGUUCCUCACAUGACAGACACUGUUCUAGAUUCUGAGGAGAUGGCAGUAAAUAAAACUCCCUGCCCUUAUGAAGCUGACAUGCUAGUCGGGGGCAGGGGGAAUGAAGAUAUUAAGACAUCAUAAAACAUACUUAGUGUCAGAUGGUGAUAAGAAUGAUGGAGACAUGGAGCAGAGAAGAGGGAUACAAUGUCGGCAUGGAGGUGGGACUGUAAUUAAGUGGUCAGGAAAGAAUUUAUUGAGAUGUUCUUUGAGGAAAGAUGUGAAGGAGAUAAGAAAUGGAGCUGUGAAGACAUCUGAAAGAUCUUCCUAGGCAGAGGGAGCUGUGAGGAUGGGAAGUUCAAGGAGCAUGAGGAGAGCUCACCAUGGAUGGAGAGGAGUGACUGAGGGAGAGACAGGAUAUGAAGUCAGCGGUGGUGGGGAGGGCAGGCCGCUCAUGUGGAGUCCUGAGACCGAGUAUGGAGAAGAACAGCAGGAUCUGUUUAAAGAACCAGAUCUAGUGUUGAGAUUAUAUGAAAGCAGAGAGAUACUGGUUGGGAGGCUACUGCAGUAAUCCAAACAAAAAAUUUGGUGACUUAGAUCAGGUGGGAGGUGGGAACAUCCAGGCGGACCUGGGUACAGAAUUCAUGGGCUCUGGUACAAAAUGAAAGUGCAGGACCCCUUGUUCAAAAAAUUGAUCAGAAUUCUUAAAUGGCAUAGUCACUGUGGAAAAUAGUGUGGUGGUUCCUCCAAAAAAUAAAAAUAGAGUUGCUGUAUGAUCCAGUACUUCUUUGGGGUAUAUAUCCAAAGUACAUUGGGUAUAUAUCCUUCAGAAUUGAGGGCAGAGUCUCAAGCAGGUGUCUGUCCACCCAUGUUCACAGCAGCACUAUUCCUCAGAGCCAAGAGGUAGAAGCGACCCAAGUGUCCACUAGCAGACGAAAGCAUAGACAAAAUGUCUAUACAAACAAUGAAAUAUCAUUCCACCUUAAAAAGGAAGGAAAUUCUGACACAAAUAGAGUUCCAGACAAACAGAACCAAUAGGAUAUAUAUAUGAAUAGAAAGAGAUUUAUGAUAAGAAAUGGGCUCACAUGAUUCUGGAGACUGAGCAGUCCCAAGAUCUGCAGGGCAAGUCAGCAGGAGAGCCGAUGGUAUAGUUCCAGCCCAAAGGCCCACAGACUCAAGACCCAGGCAGAGCUGAAAUUUCAGUUAGAGCUUGGAGGCAGUGAGCAGGAGGAAUGCUCUCACUUGCAGGAGGGUCAGCCAUUCUGUUCUGUUCAGAAUAUUGCAGUAGCCUCCUAACUGGUAUCUUCAACUGAUUGGAUGGGGUCUGUUCACAUCAGGCAGGGCAACCUGUUUUAUUCAGGCUACUAAUUCAAAUAUUAGUCUCAUCCAAAAACACCCUCACAGAUAACACUGAGAAUGGUUUUUGACCAAAUGUCUGGUCCCCUGGUGGCCCUGUCAAAUUGACAAAAAAUAAACCAUCACAGUCAGACUUUAAAUUCAGAAAAGAUUGAGUAAUUUCAGUUUAAAGGAUUUACUGUCAGCAGUCUGCUCAAAACAAGAGAGUCCACUGAUUUAGAUACUCAGGAACUGGUAAACCUUUAAGGGUUAUAAGUACCAAAUAGUAAGAUUAAGAACAACAAAAAAUGUCCUUGUAUUAAUUAAAUCUAGUCAUUAUAAUUUGACUUUGUUCCUGUAACUAACUGGGGGUAUGUCUUUAGCUCCUCCAGUUUAAGGGUGUUUUUAUCUUUCCUGAACAUGAGGAAAGUUUUUCUUGUCUUAUUUAUGAAGAAUGUUUGGAAGCAGGAUGUUUGUUUAUUUCACGUCAGUGGGCAGGGCAAUAGAAAAAUAGCCCUAGCUUCUUUGGCGUUCAUUAUCAUAGCUCUGGUCCUUGGAUUAGUGACCCCUAGAAUGUGCCCUGUUCUGUGCAGUAAACAGAAUUCAGAACUAUGUGCACACCAGGUAGACAAGGUGUGGUGGUUUCUAUCAAGCAACUGGUGUUACCAGAGCAGUUAUUGCACACACGGAGUGCGGAGGCCAGGAAAGCCAAAGCCGGGGAGGGGCUUCUGCAUGAUUGAAAGACACAGAGGCUCGUGACUUCUGUAACAACACACUAACAAGUAAGAGACGUCCCUCAAGUCCGUGUCUGAAGCCAGAAGUCUUUGAUUUCCAUAGGUCCCAGCUUACGUAACAUCUCUUGCUUAAUUGCCCUUUAAACUGUUUUAUGGCUUUAUAGCAGCCUGUAAAAUGUGGUUUCCAAAUAUGACAAGUGCUGAAAGGCUGAAGGGGAGAGUUAUUCUGAAGUUGUAAUCACUAAAUCUAUAGCUGCUCGCCUGAGAGUUUAGCCUUUCCAAGAAAGGGAGAGGAACUGCCAGCGAAGCCGAGUGGCCAUGGGGCGAUACUCCGGAAGAAGCUUCCGUCUUAUCCUCAUGUGCGUCGUGAGCAUCCUCCUUUUUGUGAUGGAACUAGUGAUCGCCUACGUAGGCAACUCUCUCUCCCUGGCCUCCGAUGCUUUUGCUGUCCUUUCCCACUUUGUUUCCAUGGUCGUAGGUUUUUUCACCUUAAGGGUCAGCAAUAUAAAACAGCACAGGAAGAGCACUUUCGGUUUUCUCCGGGCAGAUGUUGUGGGAGCAUUUGGCAACUCCAUUUUUGCUGUGGCACUGAUGUUCAGCAUCCUGAUUGAAGCUGUCAAAAGAUAUAUUAAUCCCCAGAAGACAGAGAGGCCGCUGCUGGUUCUCAGUGCCGGAGUUAUUGGGCUGUUCUUCAACGCUCUUAACUAUGUCGUCUUGGACUGCUGCUACUGCACAGCACACGGGCCCCAGGGAGACACGGAAACAGGUGAUUCCCUGAACACCCAGAAUGAGCCAGAGGAGACUGUGAAAAAGGAGAAGAAGUCCGAAGCCCUGAAUAUCAGAGGUGUACUUCUGCAUGUGAUGGGAGAUGCCCUGGGGUCGGUGGUUGUGGUGAUCACAGCCAUCAUAUUCUAUGUGCUUCCUCUGAAGCCCGAGGAUGCAUGUAACUGGCAGUGCUACAUCGACCCCAGCCUGACUGUCGCCAUGGUCAUCAUCAUUUUGUCAUCGGCCUUCCCACUCAUGAAGGAGACCGCUGCCAUUCUGCUGCAGAUGGUCCCCAAAGGAGUCAACGUGGAAGAGCUGAUGAGUAAACUCUCUGCCGUGCCUGGAAUUAGCAGUGUACAUGAGGUGCACAUCUGGGAGCUUAUAAAUGGGAAGAUCAUUGCCACCCUGCAUAUCAAGUAUCAGAAGGACAGAGAAUAUCAGGAUGCCAGUGUAAAAAUUCGAGAAAUCUUCCACCAGGCGGGAAUCCACAAUGUGACCAUCCAGUUUGAGCAUGUGGACUUGAAGGAGCCCCUGGAAGAGAAGGACCUGCUGCUGCUCUGCAGCGCACCCUGCAUCUCCAGAGCCUGCGAGAAGCAGCUGUGCUGUCCCCCCAGGGCGCUGCCUCUGGCCCACGUCAAUGGCUGUGCUGAGCACAAUGGCUGCCCCCCUCUGGACCCAUACCAGAGAGAAAGCACAGACGUGGCUAUCGAAGUAUCUCUGGAAGGCUGUCUGAGUGACCACGGACAAGCUGUCAGCAAAACUCAGGAGGACCAAGGUCUUGCCAGCAGUACACAUUUUUAACCUGGCGCCCCCUUAAACAGACUGCAUCGAUGAGGCCCGCUGGAAGCAGCAGCCUGGCUUGUGGAGGGAGCCGUGCGGGCGGUAGGCCCUGCCCAAGCCUGCCGUGCGCGCUGUCCGCGUUCAGCGCGGGUGGGUUGGCUGGGAUGUUAGUUGAGUGUGUCUUCAUUUUCAUGUGACUGAGAACCCUUUACAUUGUCCUGGGUGUCUUCUGCUGCUCUUCUUCGACCGUUUUAGUUUGGACAUUUUGGACAAUUAUUCCCUGAAGCCAACUACUCUUGUAUAUGUAUCAGGGACAUUGAACACUGGGACUGAAUGGCCGUGGACACAGGAUUCAAAGUAGUUUUUGUUUUAAACUAAUUAGAACUUGUAGCUGACUCUCAGGUGAGCUCAUAGCCAAGUACGUCAAAAAUCUUUAAUAACCAUAAUAGCUAUUUUUUCCCCCAAUUCCACUAUAAGAUCAUAAAAGAGGAAAGUUAGGUAAUUCUGUCAUUUUCGACUCAUUUUUGAAUAAAUAUCAAAUAAAUGCCCAUGAAGGUGGAAAAUGCUCUCAGAACAUUAGAAGAAGUAGAGUUUAAGGGCAGAGGGUAGGAGGAAAAUGCUUUGCGACUACCUCUUGGUUUUAUGAGGUGGAGAGAAAACGUGUCCUUUUUGCUGUGAACUACAGCUAUAGUGUGUUUCAAAUGUUUAAAUAUAUAGUAUGCUUUUUUUUCACUUGGAAUUUUGGGAAUAUUUCUGCUUCCUGAAGUGUGACAUAAGUACUUACACACUAUCUUGUAGAGUCAGUCCAGUUGGAACUGUCUUCAUUUAUUGCUUAAUAAUGACUUAGUUGUUCCAGUUUCCUUUGAGUCUUCUUUGAUGUGAUCACAUUGAUCAGUGUAGCAUUUACCUGGAGAAAAUGAAGUAUUUCUCGAAUAUAUGACAUUGAGUAUUCAUUCCUGCCAAAAAAAUAACUAGAUUGUCUUUUCUUUAAUUAGACGUAUUUUAAGGUAUUUAUUAUAGUUGCCAACUAGUAACUUAAUGGGCAAAUGUGCAGGGAGAAAUGAGAAUUUAAUUGCUGCCUUCAAUGUAUUUUGAAGAGUUUACACUUUUUUUGUAUGUCUCUGACCCAUAUUACCAAGUUCAAAUAAAUGUGCUAGAAGCUAGUUUGGACCCGUAACUAACCUAUAUUAGUAUUGGAGACAAAUCUGCCAUGUAUUUAACAAAUUGUUUAAGCAGCAAUAUUUUAAUCAGAACAGUCUCCAAAUAGGUAUGAGAAAAUUGGAGGUACCUUACUAGAGAACUAGAAUCUUCUUUAAUGGGUUGUAAAAUUGAAAAUGAUCAUCUCAGACUGUAAGCACCGAGUCCUCUUUAGAGUCUGCACAGUACUUACCAGAAAUGCCGGGUUGCUAAUGGAAAAAACACCCACAUUUUUUCAGCACAAACACCGCUUUAAAAAGGUGGCUUUCUUAAAUUCCAAGUCUGAAAUAAGUAAGCAACUAUGAUCAGUAGGAUAGGAAUCUUUUCAUACCUCAAAAAUGUAUUAUCUGAGUUUAAAUUGUCCAUAAAUGAGGUAAAUAGAAGAAUACCUAAAUAUGUUUUUAUCCUUAGGAGUAUUUUGGACUAGGCUACAUAUAUACUAUGGAGCUAAGAAAGGGGUAAAAUUUAAGAAAACAUUUUUAUUUUUAAUGUUAAUAUUUUGUCAUGUACUCAUAAAAAACAGGGCCUCUCUAUGAAACACGUCAAGGUGAUACAUGGACCAAAUUCUUCUGGAAUAAUUGUUGGCUGAGAUGAUUUGGAGUGAAAGAAGAAAUUUGUCUCAAUUCCAGAUUUAAAAGUCUAAUUUGAUUUCUCACCAUUUUGCUUUUAUUAAAAGGAAAAAUCACAAAUCUAUAAUUUUUGUUCAGUUGGCUAAAGGAUUGCCUAUUAGUUUACAUCCAAAUAGUGUUCUGUAAAUUUAAUCUCUAAAGCAUUUUUCUGGAAAGGAAAAGGCACUUAAUUCCAAUAUAAUUAAAUCUAACCUCAGAGAAAUUUGUUGCUAGACACUUAGGAACAUCAAAUUAUGGACUAGAGCCAAUAAAAUAAUAUCAAAUUUUGGUCUAGAGCUAGUAAAAUAAUACUGGUAUAAGACA